Messenger RNA from Closterium sp. Naga37s-1, 2607 nucleotides. The record is from the annotation of a GenBank genome assembly. Lineage: Eukaryota; Viridiplantae; Streptophyta; Zygnematophyceae; Desmidiales; Closteriaceae.
AUGCACCCGCGGAACCGUUACGCGGAGAAUCCGCCUGACUUCCGCGCGCUGGCGGAGCAGCACCCCGCGCUGGCGCCGUUUGUGCUGCCGGCGCGGCGGGCGGGCGGGCCGGUGGGGUUCAUGUGGAGCAACUACAACGCGACGCGCGAGCUGACGCGCGCCCUGCUUCACACGGACUUCGGCGUUGACUGGUGGAUAGAGCACGGGCAUCUGUGCCCCACCGUGCCCAACCGCACUAACUACCUGCUCUGGCUGCACGACCUCAUCGCCUCGCUCCCGCCUUCCCCUCAUGGCCCUCCCCCCGCCUGUGGCGCGCACAGGCGCACUGGGGCAGGUGCAGGGCCGCCAGGGGCAGGCAAGGCGGACGGAGGGGAGGAUGGAGGGGGGGAAAGAACGCAAUGGGGACAGGGGGAAGGAGGGCGGGAAGGAGGAAGAGAGGGAGGGGCGGGAGGAGACGGAAAGGGAGGGGGAGAAGGAGGAGCGGAGGGGGGGCGGGGAGCAGUGCGGGUGGUGGACAUAGGCACGGGGGCGAACCUCAUCUACCCGCUGCUGGGUGCCGCCAUGUUUGGCUGGUCGUUCCUCGCCACUGACGUGACAGAGAGUGCCCUGCAGGGGGCAAGGGCCAACCGCGCGCGCAACCCCUACCUGGCGCCGCUCAUUGACAUACGGCGUGCGGGGGGUGGGGACAGCACGCCCAUGGGUGAUGGGGAACCCCUGCAGAGCCACGGCGCCAGCGGUGGGCGCGGAGGGGAGGGAGGUGGGGGAGACGCGCGAGAGGGAGGGGAGACAGAGGCGGAUGGGUUGGUGACAGGUGAUGGGGCGCAUGCGGAUGGGGGUGAAAAAGGGGUGAACGGGGCGCAUGGGGCGCAUGGGGCGCAUGGGGCGCAUGGGGAAGAUCCAAGUGAGGAAAGCGGGCUGGAGAAGCAGGGGAAUGGGGUGGUGAUGAGCCAUGGGGAAGGGAGUGGGGAAGAGAAGGGAGGAGCGGGAUUGAGAAGAGGCGCUGAGGGGGGAAGUGUGCGAGAGGGAGAGGGGAGGGCGGAGGAAAAUGGAGCGAGUGAGAGUUUGGUGCAAAGGGAGGCAAGGAUAGCUGGUGAGGGAGAGGGGAAUGAAGGGUGUGGGGGCGAGGAGAGGAGUGAAGCAAGGGAACUUAGCACAACAGAAAGGAAUGAUGAGCAGGGGAGUGGGGAAGUGGUGGGUGAUGUGGUGGCAGCAAGAGAAGAGCGAUGCCAACAGCAGAGAGGGGAUGAGAAGGAGGAGCAAGGGAUGAGUGCAGGAGAGCGGGGCACAGCAGAGGAGGCAGGAGCAGGGCACGAGAGCAGAGAGGUUGACGGGGAAGGGGAAGGGGAAGGGGAAGGGGAAGGGGAAGGGGAAGGGAAAGGGGAAGGGGGUGAAGAUGGGGAAGGGGAGGGGGAGGGGGAGGGGGAGGAACAAGAGGGCGGAGAAGGUGGUGGGGGAGGGGAGGAGGCGGCAGGUAGAGAAGCAGCAAUACUGGUGGGAGUGGUUGAGGAGGGCGAGGCAUUUGACGCGUGCAUGUGCAACCCGCCCUUCUUCGAGUCGCUGCAGCAGGCCGGUGCCAACCCGCGCACGGCGUGUGGCGGCACGGCGGCGGAGAUGGUGUGUGCGGGUGGCGAGCUGGCGUUCAUUCGCCGCAUCGUGCACGACAGCUGUGCCCUGCGCACUCGCAUCAGAUGGUAUACGUCCAUGGUGGGGAGGAAGGUCAACCUGAAGCAUCUCCUCGCUCACCUGCGCUCCCUGCAUGUGCCGCGCAUAGCCACAACGGAGUUUGUGCAGGGGCGCACAUCCCGCUGGGGCAUUGCAUGGUCCUUCAUCCCCCUCCACCGCCCCUCCUCCACCUUGGCCCUCCCCCACUCCUGCACUCCCAGUACUUCCCCCACCAUUGGCCCUUCUCUUCCCCCCAUUGGCCCCUCCCCACCCCCCAUCGGCCCCUCUCUCCCAUCAAUUGGCCCCUCCCUUCCCCCACACACCGGUCCCUCUCCCCCCACAAUUGGCCCCUCCCCUCCGCCGAUCGGCCCCUCUCCUCCCCCCAUUGGCCGUUCCCUUCCCCCCAUCGGUCCCCUAUCCUCCACACACCCCUCCUGGCCCUCUCUCCCGUGUGCCCUUCCCACACCCCUGCUGCGCCCAAAGACGUCCUUCACUCUCCAGGUGCGCUCAAGGGCGAGUGGUGAGGGGAAGAGGGCUGGCUGCGGGGGGCUGAAGGGAGCAGGGGCGGUGGGGGUAGUGUGGCAGGAUCUGGUGCGUGUGGCGGGGGAGAGUGGGGUGACAGCCAUUAAGCCCAACCACCACACGCUGUGCCUCCAGGGUACGCUGGCAGCACAGGGAGCAGGAGAUGGAGAUGGGGGCGGGCCAGGAGUGGGACGUGCAGCAGCGGCGGAGCAAGCACAGAGUGCAGCAGCAGAACCAGCAGCACAAGCAGUGCACGUCACCUUCCAGCUCUUACAGCACGCACCUGGUGCUGUCACCGUCACUGCCACAGCAAGUGCAGCAGCGGGCAGAGCAGCAAGCGGCAGCUCAAAGCAAUUGACACCAGGUGACCUACAGCAGUUCUCGGCUGUGGUGCAGCAGUGCCAGCUGCGACUCACCCACUAG